AACCAAUAGAAUUACCCUCAGCUUUUAAAUUUAAACUUUCGAUGAAUAAACUAACAAUAAAUCAAAAUGUUUCGUUGAGUUUGUCUUUUUUUUAAAAAAAAUAAAGAAAAACGAAGUAUCAUGUCAGACAUUGUAACAAAGUUCAAAAAUCCCACUAAUUAAAAUUAAUUGAGAAUAAGAAUUUCAAACAAAAUAGUAUAGAACAAAAUGGAUAAUAAUAAUUUCACAUUAUUAAAUAUGAAUAAAAAUAUUUCAUUAAUUCCUUUAAUUCAUUAUUCUUUACCAUAUAAAUUAGUUGGUACAAUUUCAUUGUCAGUUAUUUUAACAGUCGGUGUUAUUGGAAAUAUUUUUGUUAUGUUAGUUUUAAUAUUAUCAUCAAAAUUGCAUACACCAACUAAUUGUUAUCUUAUUUCAUUAUCAGCUAGUGAUUUACUUGUAUUAAUGACUAGUACAACAUUAAUGGUACAAGAAUUUUAUCAACCAUAUAAUCAUUGGAGAUUAGGUAAUUUUGCUUGUCAAUUAAGUGUAUGUUUACAAUAUUUAAGUGUAGAUGCUUCAGCAUUAUCUAUAUGUGCAUUUUCUGUUGAAAGAUGGGUUGGAAUUUGUUAUCCAAUGCGUGCACAUUAUAUGUGUACUAUUAAAAGAGCAAUUAAAAUUAUUACUGGAAUAUGGAUUUUCACAUUAACAUAUAAUAUACCAUGGAUAUUUAUGAGUACUACAGUUAAACAAUAUUCAGAAUAUGGUUCAUUUGAAACGUGUACAUUUAAAUUUAAGCGAACAGCUUAUAAAGCUAUUUAUAUGUGUGAUUUAAUUGUAUUUUAUGUUUUACCAUUACUUAUUACAUCAGUAAUGUAUUGUCAAAUAAGUUGGAGGUUAUUUCGUACAGACAAUAAAGGAAUAUCUCUUGUUGGACAACAUAUAAAUUUUAAUCAAAUUAUAUCAUCAAAUAAAACAGAACGUUCUUAUGCUACGAUUAGUGAAACACAACACAAUUUGAAAUUACGUAAAGUAAUUAACAGAGUAAGAGCCAGAAGACAAGUAGUAAAAUUGUUAAUGAUUAUU
Molecule: messenger RNA, 1062 nt
Organism: Schistosoma haematobium
Lineage: Eukaryota; Metazoa; Platyhelminthes; Trematoda; Strigeidida; Schistosomatidae
Exons: 2
Biological process (GO): G protein-coupled receptor signaling pathway
Cellular component (GO): membrane
Molecular function (GO): thyrotropin-releasing hormone receptor activity
Source: RefSeq, a predicted model, not a curated record